Messenger RNA from Mytilus trossulus (common blue mussel), 5640 nucleotides. RefSeq names its product ubiquitin carboxyl-terminal hydrolase 1-like. Gene Ontology annotation, biological process: protein deubiquitination. The transcript has 10 exons. Gene Ontology annotation, cellular component: nucleus; cytosol. Lineage: Eukaryota; Metazoa; Mollusca; Bivalvia; Mytilida; Mytilidae. Bases 147 to 2708 code for a protein of 853 amino acids. Gene Ontology annotation, molecular function: cysteine-type deubiquitinase activity. The record is from RefSeq and is a predicted model, not a curated record.
GAUCCAUGAUUUCCGGCGAAUUCAAAAGUUUUUUACACUAGGCUACUUCUACUUCUAACAGUUACACCACCGUCAUUAGUUUCACUAUCCUGUCACUGUUUCGAAAGCUGAGAGCUGAAGCUCUUUGGCUAGUUUUUCAAGUUGUUAUGGUUGUAGCAGAUGCAGAUAGUCCUGGCCCAGUCAGGAAAAGAGCCAAGUUAUCAUUGAAAUUUCUUAAAAGAGGUUCAACUGAUUCAACAACCAAUACCCCAACAUCAGUCAGUGAGAAGAAAGAGCCUUUGAUUGCAAGGGAAGUAAGGGAUGACAUAACAGAGAAGAAUGUUUCUUUUGAUGGAGAUACCAGCAUUACUGAAAGUUCUGUAGUUCCUGCUGUUUCAUCUUUAGAAAAUUUAGGUAAUACCUGUUUUCUGAACAGUGUCCUACAGAUACUCAGAUUUACACCAAGAUUUCUUGACAGAUUAGAUGAUUUAUACCAAGAACUAUUACAAACUGAAAAGUUACAGAAACAAGAUAAACAGCGAAAGGGAGAUGAAGAUGAAGACUAUAAAACACCACAGACCUGUGAACUUGUCAAAUAUUUGUACAAGUUGUACAGAACUAUGGAACGACAAGAGGAAAAACACCAUGAUAUUGCUACAGAAGAUGUUAUGUCUAUGGCAAUCAAACCAGAGAAAAUUUUGGGUGCAAUCAGGGAGCUGAAUCCAAUGUUUGAGGGAAGCUUACAACAUGAUGCCCAGGAAUUAUUGAGAUGCAUCCUAUGUUAUCUACAAGAUGCAGAAAAGGAAACUUUAAAAUUAAAGAAUUCUAUUCAACCAGUGACAUUACCAAAUACCACCAAACUAAUUAAUCCCAUAAUGCAAAGUUUUAUAUCAGCAGGAAAAGAAGAGAAGUCAAAAAGGGACUGUUCCAUUUCUCAUUCUGAAAAUAUCAGCCAAGAUUUAUUUCAUAGACCUUUUAUCUCCACAGAAGAAAAUUGCAAUAAAACAGAUUUACUUGAACAAAUUGAUGAAAGUGAAAGUGCUAUGACUGGAGGGAGUGUUGAAAUUAUCUCCCCUGAAAAAAUGCCAGAAUGUCAAAUUGCAGACAUACCUCUUGAAACCAAAGGAUCUGAUUGUAUAAGUAUUAAAAGACAGAGAAAAAAGAACUCAGUGGUCAAUGCAAAUAGUGAAAAUAUUAUGUGUGAUGGGAAAGAAAAUGGUGUAGUAUGCAUCUCUGACAUUUCAGGGGAAAAUGACUUACAGAAAGAUAACCAGCUAUCUGUAAUGGCUAUGUUAAAAGGAAGUGCUAGUUGUAAGAGAUUGGGUAUGAGGGGAGCAGUGCUGAAGAACAGAAUGAAUAUAAACAAUAGCAACACCACCGAGGACAAUCUCAUAUCAAAUCAAGAAAGAGAACUAUUGUCCUGUAUUGAUGAGAUGCAUGGCACUGGAUACACAUUGGAAACAAAUGAAAAUUUAAGUCAUAAAACAAAUUCUUGUAAUGGAGAAAAGUUUAAAGAAAGUGCUUCACCUUCCAAAUAUUCUUGCAUCAGAAAACCUCUAAGUAAUGGGUUAUCAGAUGCAAAAAUUUCACCAUUAUCUGAAGGGUCUGUUAAUUUAAAAAAUACACCGCUGAAAAAUGGACUUUUGAAUUUAAAGAAUUCACCUCUGAAAAAGGGAAUGCCUGUUGUUAAACUUGAAAAUUGUGACCAUGUUUGUGAUAGUCCUAAAAAAUCUGUCAGUGCAGCAUACGCAACACAAACAUUGACUCCAACACAUUCACCAAAGAAUAGAGUUCUCUCUGCUAUGGCAAAACUAGAUUUCUCUGAUCAAAACAAUACAAGUGCUAAAAAGAAAGAUUUUGUAGAGAAAUUAUUCAUGGGGACACUGAUGUUAAGAACAAAAUGUACAGAGUGUGAAUUUUCUCGAGAGAAGAUAGAGGAGUUUCAUGAUAUUAGUGUUGCUGUUCGAAAAGAAAAUAUUGAGACGAGUGAUGAUGAAGAUGAUGCUAAAGAGGAAAACUGUCAAUCAGAUGAUGAAGAAGAUGAUAAAGAUCCAUCAUUACCAAAGCUACUGGAGUCAUUCUGUGAAGUAGAAAGAUUAAAGGGAGAUAACAAGUAUUUCUGUGACAAAUGUCAACACCAUGUUGAGGCUGAAAGAUCACUACAUUAUAAUGUCCUACCUGAUGUACUAUCAGUUCAUCUUAAAAGAUUUUCUACAGCAUCAGGGAUAUUUGGCUAUAUGUCUAAGAUAAAUGACCAUGUAAGGAUACCACUAUCCUUGCCUUGUCUAAGACACAAAUGUCCCAGUCCAUGUAGUAGAUCUGAUCAUAGGUACAGAUUAUAUGGCUUGAUAGCCCAUGCAGGAGUGACAUUGACCUCAGGACAUUAUCUGACAUACGUCCGUGUAUUUCAUUCUGUACAAGAAUCAUCAGGAUCUCAGGAUUAUUCCUCUCCAUCCAGCUCCAAAUCUCCAGCCUUAAAUAGGAGCACCCUUACUUCAUACAACUCUCAGUCACAGAGAGCUUUGUCAGAGUCACCCCGUGGAGACAAUCUGUCAAAGUUUGUCAAGAUUCCAUCUCAGAAGUAUGAGAAUUGUUGGCUACAAUGUGAUGAUGAAUCGGUUAAAGUUUACUCUGAAGACAAAUUCUGCAGUAUGUUACAAGAUGGAUCUCUGCUAGGGACCCCAUAUGUUCUGUUUUAUCACAAACAAAACAGAGUUAAGAUCAGUUAGGAGAGCCAAAAUACACAUACUUUGCAAAGACUAGAUUGUUUUGACAAUAGCAGCAAUAUUUUUGUCAAAACUUUAUAGAAAAAAACAUUUUAGUUGUAGAUGCAUAAAAUGUACUGUCCGAAUAGACUUGUGUUUAUGAUGUUUAAGUCUUUAAUAAUAUUUGCUAGUAGACCUAGUUCAAUUGAGUGAACUGAAAUAAUUGUACAAGAAAGUAACAUUAAUCAAACUAAGUUGAAGCCAAACAUGUUCUAUUAUAUGUAAGAUUAAGUGCCAUUUUUGUCUCAGGAUCAGACAUAAGGCAUGAUAUCAUUUUGAAACCAGUUCAAAACCAUUGUUUUAUAUACUGUAACAUUACUUUAAUCUUUUGGGAAUAUUUCUGUAGAAAAUUAGAAUAGAGUUUAAAACAACACAUACUACAUGUACUAUUUAGACAGUAAUUUCAAUAUCAAAUUCAGCCAAGAGAUGUAAAAAAGGGAAAAACAUUCAUUGUUGUUCAUACUUAUUCAUCGUAUGAUUAAAUUUAUGAUAGAUCCUAAAUGGUAUAUUUUGCGGUAACUACAACUUCCUAUUUCAAACAUUUUUAAAAGCAAAUUGAGGAAUUAAAUUUCACUAUUGGUAAGAAGAAGUUCGUUUAAUUCAUUUUCUUCAAAAUGAGCUAAAACAUUGCUGAUAUAUUAUUGGCUCUCAAAUCUUUUUAUAUGUAGUCCAGUCAAUCUAAGUAAUUGCAACAGAAGAUUUUUAAGUUUUAAUCUUUAGCAUUAUAUCCUAAAAAUAUACACAGAAAGAAAUCCCAUAAAAAGUAACUUGAAGAAAACUAAAGAAUCAUGAUUUUAAAAUUCAAUGGAGAUUUGUAUAGAUAUGGGAGAUAACUCUGCAAAAAAGGCAGAAAUAUCAAUAAAAGUUGAUACAAAAUGAUAACUUAAUCGCUUCUAUUCAACAGAAUGUAUUGAUUCUUGAUAUUUUAGCCGUCUUUAGAGUAUAACAAACAACUCGAAAGGUGUUUUUAUAUCUUUUAUCAAGCUACAACCUAGAUUUCAUAAUUCAUUAGUUGACCAUUCAUUAUUCAUUAUAUUUUUCAGCAUGUCAAGGUAAAGAAUCUCGAAUUGAAUAAAACUAAUUAAGCAUGUAUUGUUCUGUUUGUGGUUUAAAUUUCUAUAAACUAGGUAGAUGCUGAAAAUAUAUAAAUUACAGAUAUAAACAAUACCAAAUAUUCACAUAUUUUUUUCAAAACAGUCACAAAGCAAUAAAUUUGCAAUUUCUUUAAUGAAAAUGUGCUCAAAAAAAUAAAAAUACCCAUAACACUUCGGUUUUGUACAUUUCAUGAGUACAAAAUUAUAUAAUAUAGUCAAAUACCAACUUAUAACCCCAUCAAAGUAUCAUAUUUUACAUGAAAUUUAAGAAAAUCAUCUAUGAAAAAAAGACAUUUCUUUCCACGGUUAAUUUCCAUAAGAAAUUAGAAAUGCUGAUUUUGAGUUUUCCCCAAGUAAGUUUUUAUGGGACUUUUUUGUGUGUAUAUUUGGUACUUAAUGCUAUAGAUUAGAACUAAAACAUUUUCUGUUGCAGUUAGUUUGAGGUUCAAACUUAGUUUGACUGGACUAAUGAUAGUUCAAUCUCAUUUGAAUCCAUAUUUAUGUGACCUUAUUGUGACACUAAUGACUUAUACAGAGAUGUGUCAAACAAUGAUAUACUAUUUUUCCAAUCCAUGACAUGAAAUCAGGCAGACCCAGGAAAAUGUUAUUUACUACUGCACAUGUUUAUAUCAUUCUUCAGAAGUCAUCUUGAUGGCUAAUCCAUUGUAAAUAGAUUGCAGCUCGUCUUAAAGUCAGGUUAAAGUAAACUUAAAUGGUGUUCAAAAUUGAAAUUUUUCAUUUUUUUUUUUUAUCAUUUCUAUGCUCAUGAUCAGUGAACCAUGACAUUUGCUUCAAAACCAUUAUUUGGUAUACAAUUUAAAAAAUUUCUUUUCAUCAUAAUGAAAAUGUUCAAGUAGUUUCAAGUUGAUCAGGUUAAACUCCUGGUACCUUUAAGUUUUCCAUAAACAUUAUCCUGAUAAAACUUCAGAACAAGCUGAAGUAGAUAUGACUAGGCAUAAAAACACAAAGCCCCCUUCCCUGCUUCUGUAGGCUAGGUAUUAAAAUUGUAUAUUGAUUAAAAAAAUAACCAAUAUUGGAAGAUUUCUUUUAGAAUUAAGAUUGGAUGACUAUGCAUGGUUCAAAAUUAUCAAUACAUGUUAAUGGUUCAAACCAAAAUAAAAUUCACUGAAAAACUGAACCAAACAAGAUACUUUUAAUCAGAUUAUGUUAGUAUUAUACAGUAGUAAUUUUUUAUGUGGUAUGGGCUUUGUUAAUUUUUGAAGGCUGUACAGUAACCUUUACUUUUUAGCUUCUACAUCAUUUGGUUUCUGUUGGAGGGUUGGCUCAUUGAAUAUCGUACCACAGAUUAUUUUUAUGAAGAUACUAUUUACAGACUCUCUGAAACCUCUGGUUUUGUUUAGUAUUUAGAUGUGUGAUAUAGGGGUCAUGUUUUAACUCUGUUUGUGUUUGUUGAUGUUUUUAAAAAACAUGUAGCUGUAGUUGUAUACUGUAUGAUGACUCUAUAUCCAAAACCAUUUAGUAAUUAUCUUUUUCAUUUGUAUUGAUGAAUUGAUUUAACUGAUAUCUUGUUUCCAAUCUGAAGUUGGUGAAAAGAUAUUUGUGUCAAAUAAAGAUGUAAUUAUUUGAAAAAAAUGUCCUAACUAAAUUCUGGCCUUUGAUUAUUUAUUGCAUUGUUUUUUUUUUUAUUUCUUUGAUGCAAACCACUUUUCAUAAUUUAAAAUCAUAUAAAGCGUUUAUCAAUAUGAAUCACUAUCAUCCUGUAUAUAAUGUAAUCUAGAUCUGAUAUAUUGUAUCACAUUAAAAUAUAAAUCAGAAGCAAUAAACAUUAAAUUUGUCAGUUA